AUGGGGGCUGUCUUACCUGCAGCUGGUGUGAUGGGUGGAUUCAGCCACUUCCAGGACCUGCAAUCUGAAACCUUCCAGCGGCAGAAAAAGGAGGGUUCGGGGGAGCACCAGGCUCGAGAAGGCUGGGAUGAGCCCCACCCACAGGUGAAGCAAGAGUUUGAUGGAGCCUGCUGGGACCUGGACUUCCUCCUGAGAAACUUUUCCACCUGGGAGCCGGUUCCUGGUGCUUCUGGCCCGGGCCAAGAGCAACAGCCCUUGGCGUCUGCCACCCACCAGGCAGAAGCCUUUGAGGAGGCGACGAGAGAGGACCUCCUUGGAAGACAGGGGGCUCCAGGUGGCUUUGGCUCCCCAGCCUUGGACCCCAAAUUCCUCUCAGCAGAGAGCGCUGUGGACGGUGUGCCCGCCCUGCCCCACUAUGCCCAGGCGGCAGUGGGGCCCAGUAGAGGCCUGGGGCCUCUCUGUCACCUGCUGCAGGAGUUCCCUGCCCAGAUGGUUGGCGGGGGUCUUCCUUCAGUCGUCCAGCUCCGCAGAGAGCCUAGAGCAGUCGGGUACGGGCCGCAUGGCCAGCUGACCUACGAGGCCUAUUUGCUGAGCAGCUGCCCUCUGGCCUGCCCUGGCCAGUCCCAGGCCUGGCCGGUCCAGCCCCACCAGGCAGAUCCGGCGCUGACCACGUCACCUUUCCUCGGCCUCCCGGGGCCUCCUUUGCCUGCCGGGGAAGCAGCAGCCAAGCCGAAGAGGGGCCACAAGUCCCGGCCGCGCAAACAGCCCCCCAGCCACGUCUGCAGCCACCCCAGCUGUGGGAAGACCUACAGCAAGAGCUCCCACCUCAAGGCCCAUCUCCGCACCCACACAGGUGAGAAGCCGUACCACUGCACCUGGGAAGGGUGCGGCUGGAAAUUCUCCCGCUCGGAUGAGCUGACUCGCCACUACCGCAAGCAUACAGGACAGCGGCCUUUCAAGUGCCUCCUCUGCCAGAGGGCUUUCUCCCGCUCGGACCACCUCUCCCUGCACUUGAAGAGACACGUGUAG
Messenger RNA from Euleptes europaea (tarantolino), 1029 nucleotides. It is a transcript of the gene KLF1, whose product is annotated as KLF transcription factor 1. NCBI's taxonomy places the organism in Eukaryota, Metazoa, Chordata, Lepidosauria, Squamata, Sphaerodactylidae. The transcript has 3 exons. The coding region runs from base 1 to 1029 and encodes 342 amino acids. The record is from RefSeq and is a predicted model, not a curated record. Gene Ontology annotation, molecular function: DNA-binding transcription factor activity, RNA polymerase II-specific; RNA polymerase II cis-regulatory region sequence-specific DNA binding. Gene Ontology annotation, biological process: regulation of transcription by RNA polymerase II.